Molecule: messenger RNA, 778 nt
Organism: Ipomoea triloba (trilobed morning glory)
Lineage: Eukaryota; Viridiplantae; Streptophyta; Magnoliopsida; Solanales; Convolvulaceae
Product: peroxiredoxin-2B-like
Exons: 3
Coding region: 70-558 (162 amino acids)
Biological process (GO): hydrogen peroxide catabolic process; cell redox homeostasis; cellular response to oxidative stress
Cellular component (GO): cytoplasm
Molecular function (GO): thioredoxin peroxidase activity
Source: RefSeq, a predicted model, not a curated record
CUUCCUCGAAGUGUCUCGUCUUCCAUUUCUCAGAGAACCUCGGUGGGUGUAUACGACGAUCGAGAAUCAAUGGCGCCGAUCGCAGUUAACGACGUUAUCCCGGACGGAACUUUGGCCUACUUCGACGAGCAAGAUCAGCUUCAGAGUGUCUCCAUCCAUUCUCUCGCAAAGGGCAAAAAGGUCAUUCUCUUUGCCGUUCCCGGGGCCUUCACUCCCACUUGCAGCAUGAAGCACGUGCCUGGGUUUAUUGAGAAAUCCGAGGAGUUGAUCUCAAAGGGCGUUAGUGAAAUUCUUUGCAUCAGUGUGAACGACCCCUUUGUGAUGAAAGCUUGGGCAAAAACUUACCCCGACAACAAACAUGUCAAGUUCUUAGCCGAUGGAUCUUGCAAAUACACCCAGGCUCUUGGCCUUGAGCUUGACCUCUCAGAGAAAGGGCUUGGCACCCGAUCCAAAAGGUUUGCACUUCUGGUUGACGAUCUCAAAGUGACUGUCGCUAAUAUCGAAUCUGGUGGGGAAUUCACUGUCUCUGGUGCUGAUGAAAUCCUCAAGGCUCUCUAAGAUUGUUGCUGCAUUAUGAUUGAUGAUGUGUUUAGUUGCUAUGCAAUUAUGAAUGACCUUUCCCCUCCUAUCUUUUUGAAAUAAAAUGACUUUUGCUAUUAAAAAUGAUAUGUUCGGUUAUUUUAUGAUAUGAAAUGCUUUUCUACAUAUGCAAUGUUGUUGAAUCAUAUAUUUGUUGAUCCUAAACAGAUUAUCAAUUCAUGUUUUUGUUGUCAGGAUC